CUAUCUCAGGCGACAGCGCAAAUCCAAAUGGAAAGCUAUCGAUCAAAUUGAGCCUACUUACGACAGUAUGUGUCGCUUUGUUCAGAAAGUGGCACCAUAAUGAAGAUAUUGAAUUCGAAUUGCGCGUGCUGGUGCUUCAUAAUCAUAGACUGAGACUCGCCUGAUGAUUACAUAUGUUACAUCCAUAUUUCCUGUUUCGUUUUUCUAGUUUCCGUCGACCUUUCCAUUUUCAUCAUAGCGAAACCAAAUUACAUACUCCCCUGAACAAUAUUAAUCGAUGUGACCUCUUCUGUUUCCUUGCUUUUGGUACGAGUUUCGCAAGAAGACCGACAAAGCAAGACGAAGAUGAAGCCGAUUAG
Molecule: messenger RNA, 359 nt
Organism: Amoebophrya sp. A120
Lineage: Eukaryota; Dinophyceae; Syndiniales; Amoebophryaceae
Source: the annotation of a GenBank genome assembly